GACUCCCCGAUUGUGCAAGCCUCCCCACGCCGCGCUGCAGCUCGCGCUCGCUCAGACCCCGUACCCCAUGUGCCACUCGCCGCGGGUAGACCCGGCGAGACUACGAUCGGGCUUUUGCUAUAGUAAUUAGGAUCAUGCCAGCUCAAUACUUAGGCACGUGCCUCGUCGACGUCUGUGGGGCCGGAACCACGACCAUGUUGUUGAACUGAAGCAGAAUGAACAUGAUGGUGAUGAGCGAUUUCUUAUCUGGACACUCCAACCUAUCUGCCCUGCAAAUUAUCGGUUCUUGUGUGUCGUCUCUGUUGGGACCAACUAAAACUGUCAAGUGCCUGUUUGACGAGGAAAGCAACGAGGGUGUGUUGAUAACAAGUACAAAUGAGCUACUACAAGGAUUAGAUAUUGAGCACCCAGUUGGUCAGUUGGUGAGAGAGUUCUGUUUGUCUCAAAACAAAUGCCAAGGGUCUGGUUGUACUACAUUGGUCACUCUUGCAGGACUUUGGGCUGCCAAUGUCCAGACAUUACUUGAUCAGGAUGUUCCCAUACAGGAAAUCAUCAGAGUGGGAGAUGAAUUAAUUCAGGAAUGUGAGGAUUUCAUUGACCGAAGUGCAAUAUCCAUACGCGCUGUAUCCAAAUCCGAAACAGUCAUGGGUGACGGAAGUUCUUCUGUAUCACUUCAAAGUUCUGAUCGUCAAGAACCUUCUGACCUAUGGGGCACCACCGACAGAUGUUUUCUGAAUCAGAACAGCAAUAACAGUUGUGCCUUACCAUCGCAUGUAACAUUCCAGAUUACCACUCAGGAAAGAACUUACCCUUUGGAGAGGAAGCAUGCAGUUUCAUCUGAUCUUCCAGAAUGUAACUCUUCCUCUGUGACAACACAUUCAGGUACAGUUCAUUCUAUGAGAAGUGCACAUGCAAAUACAGUCCUUCCGAAGAGUGGGGCUUAUGCAGGUACAGUUCAUUCAACGAGCAAUGCCAUAUGUGACACCGCAAGUGCUAAUUUGAAGGAAGAUGACGAUGAUGAUGUUAGUUGGUUCUUUGAAAAUGAUUCUCAGUACAGUAGGUACACAUCAUUGGAGACCGACUGUGAAGGUUCAGGAACACUGACUAGAAAACUUGAUGAUAUCUCUUUGCAUGGACAUGAACAAGCAGACGCUUGGUGUGUUGAGCAAGCGGUCGCAGUGGAAGAUGAUGAUGAAUGGUUGUUCAAUCAUACAUCAUUUUGUGGCGUAAGUAAAAGUAAUGAUCAUCAAAAGGCUAACAUGGGUUUAAUGCGAGGGGACGACAUCUCAUUGGAAAUUAUAAACUCCAAAAUUUUCGAAGACAGAAGGAAUCCUGGAGAAAGAACCUCAGAAGCUUCAUGCCGAAAGCCGGAAGUGGAACUGAUUCGAACCGAAGAGACAUGUGACCAACGAAUAUGCAGGGAUGCUCAAUCUCUGUUGGCACAGAAUCAAACGGUCCCAUUUGAAGGGAAAUCCGUCAAUGAAACUUCUCAAAAAAGAAGUGAGAGAUUGGAAUCUCUGCUGAAGAGUGCAAUAAUACAGAAACCAUCCAACCCUAGCAAGGGUCGUCCUCGCAUUAUGAGUCGCCACCUUCUUGCCGAUGAAUUAAAAAAGUCUGCAUCAUCAAAAACUUUUGUGCAUGGAUGUGAAACUAAAAUGACCUCCAGAGUACUUAGUCAGGGUUACAAGACAGAUGAAAAGAGAAGAGAUAUUCCUUCGUUUGCUCUGGGAGACACUUCAUCAGAUCUCAUGCCCACACAAGCUGUUCAAAUGUGCAUUCAGAAUGUACACGAAGAUGGCCAAAGAAUUCUUGCAGAUAAGAUGAUGCCAACCCAGGAAGCCAUCCUACAAGCAGAAUUAUCCAGUGAAAUUAAAUUACUUGGGGAACGUCUGAAUCAUGGGGCAGUGUUUGAGAUGAAGUUAGCCAUUGAAGCUUGUCAGAUACAGCUCAAAUCAAGUGAAGAUCCUCAAGGAUUCAAUUUCCAGCCAGACCUGAUUCACAUUCAACCUAUAACAGGGCCAGCAGUAUCCUCGUCUUGCUGCUUGGAUGGUCUUGUGGUUCCUGUUGAUGAGAAUCAGCUCGGCACGCUCCGGAAGGUGACAGGAAGGAGGAUGACUGCAUUGCUUGUUAAUGGUGACUUAGAAGAAUCCUACAAGCAUAGAGGUUUCAAGGAUAGUCUGAAGUCAUCAGGUGUUAUAUCGGAUAUCCUUACACCAGGCUCUAGCUCAGACUGGACACACAGUGUCCUUUCUUCCAUAAAGAAGCUGAAUAUUAACAUGCUGUUGGUUCGUGGAUCUGUAGGCUCCUCCUUGGUUGAUGCAUGCUGCUUUCAUCAUAUCCUUAUCAUUCAGCAUGUGCCUUACAGAUUGCUUCAGCUACUAGGGACUGUAUUCAAGUCUAACCUUAUAGUCUACAUUCAAGAUGCAUUUCAGGAUGAUGUAUGUCAGGAUAUGAAGGUGACAUACUGGUCAUCGGGAUAUGACCCGCACCCAAUAGUGAGAUCCAGAGAGUUAAAGAUCAAACGUCAUGUUCAGAUUCUCUGUCCUGCCAAUGUCAUGACCAUUGUUUUGAACGCUCCAUCGGAACCACUGCUAACUGGUGUAGAACAUCGGCUUCAUUCGUGCAUGGCAAUGCUAAAGAGUUCACUGCGUGAUGGGAAGGUUAUACCAGGUGGUGGUACGAUUGAACAACGUCUUGUGGAGAAGUUGAUGCGCAAGACAGAAAACGGCUCAGAUUUCCACCAAUACCAACAGAGACUCAUUUAUGAGAACUUGGCUCAGGGAUUCAGAUCAUACACACAGCUCUUGGACCAGAACAUUGACCAACAUCAACUAAUGGGGGAUGCAUCCCAUGAUGAACCUGGCCGUUCCAGUGAUGUAUAUGACUGCUUUUCGGCCAAGAAAGGGGCGUGGCAGAGGGCGUGGCACCUCUUGAGACAGGUUUUGCUUUGUGAUGCUCUGAUCAUCACUGGCGUUGGUCAAGAUGACAAGACUUUGGAAAGGAUUCUUUGAGCAUCCAUGUGUCCUGGACAGUGACGGGCAACAGAUCUUCUAAUGUUUGUUAUGGUGAUAUAACGGACUUCUCAGCCCACACAGAUGGCUUGCUGAAUACAAACUUCAGCUUUCAGUUAGCCUCUAGUCAGAAGGGAAAAGGGGCUACUCAGAAGAAAUUAGGAGCUCAACUGAUGAAUCUUGCGAUUAUGGAUCAAAAUCUCUGUUCUCCAGGCAAUCCUAUGAAGCCGAUGCAAAAGUCGAAGAUUCACGGAGCAAGAAAAGGAUGUCAUUCAUCUGCUUUGUGAAGAAUUCAUCAUAGAAAGCCGACCACCACGAAGAGCGACUCUCAGAUCAGCGCCAAAAGAAAACGGAAAGAUGGCCACAGUGCUGCAGAAUAGGAUACGUGAACAGUUGAAGGAUCAGGUUUGAAACGUGAUUGAUAAAAAAACAACUAAUGAUGAUAAUGUCAAUAAUGAUAUUAAUCCAGUACCUUGUACCUUGUCAAAUCCAUCAAAAUUAUAUUAAGAGUGUUUUUUAUUUUUCAGUUUUAUUUUUACAAUGUCACAUGCAGGAAAGAAGCUUCCUGCAUGUAUACAUAUGUCAUAUACCGAAUCUUGCUGUAACAUUUUGGUGUUGUGAAACCGGGUACUCAUCAUUGAAAACUGGACGGGCAAUGGGUACCUAGAGGAAAAGAAAAUAUACAAAUAAAACCCAUUGUCGGUCAGUUUAAAGUAUAGAGUUCAUUCUUAAAACAAGAUCAGGGCUCCAUAACACAAAGAUUAGCGAUCAAUCGCUAAAUGGACUGACCAAUAAAGAUCAAUGUUACAUGCGCAUUUGGUUUAAAAUACUGACCAGGAACCAAUCGUUGUGGUUCUUUCAUAUUUGCAAUUCAUCGCAAAUCUUUGUGUUUCGUAGCCCUGGAGUGAUUAUUUAGGGAGGUUGGUCAGGAAUAUGCCCGUCGGCGGUUUCAGAAUAAAAGUCGAUUUUAAUGGAAGUAUGUGAUCUAUAAUUGUAGUAUAGCAUCUCUGUAACCCUCACAGCACAUUACAUAUUUUCCCUGCCCUCCAAGUAUGUCUGCCCCUCAUCCAUGCUCUUCUGCCUUUUUUAUGUUUUUUGUUUUUGUUUUGAAGUUAUGUGGAGGUCUUUCAUAUUAAUAUUUAUAAUAAUAUAGGAUUUGUGUAGCGCACCUUGCUAGGUGCUCAAGGCGCUCCUAUAUUACCCCGGCUAAGCUAGUCUACCGAUUCUGGUGCUCACAGCUUUUUAAGGAAUUACUUCCUGCCGGUCCCCAUUUACCUCACCUUGGUUGAGUGCAGCACAGUGUGGAUGAAUUUCUUGCUGAAGGAAAACUUAUAAAACAUAUUAUAGUAUUGACUCCAUUUGUUUUCCAUUGAACCAGAAUAUCUGGCUGGGCUGUAGAAGGGAAAUGGACAAGUGGAGAAAUUAGUAAAAAGAAUAGUAAGAAAUGUGAAACUUUCCUCAAAUUCCAAUUCCAUUUCCUCAUACCCUUAACAAUCCUCUCUCACAAACUGGUACCAAAAUUUGAAUGUUUCACAUUUUUGUGACCAACGUUCUCGCCAGGUUCAUUCUGACGCUUGGCGGCGUGAAGCGACGCAAGCCGCGCAGCGGCCUCGGUGUGUGCGAAGCGCGGUAGCUAUCGAAAAUAUCAAUAUCGACGAGCUUAGAUUGCUGCUAAAUGCACCACAUUUUAUGUCUAUUUAAUGCUUCUCCGGCCACACAGCCGUAACGGUUGCGCAAAUUGCGAUUGAAGCAGAAAGGCAAGUACUGAUGAAAAAGGUCAAAGGCAAUGAUUUAAAUUCAAUCUCAUAUUAUACUUACAGUUUAUAGAUUUAUUCACAUCGAUGACAUCGAUAAAUGUUCUUUCUUGACUUUUGCCUUGUACCCUCUCUUCCUACAGUACUCGUUCAUGUACUCUUCAGCACUGCGCCACCAUGUAUUGUCUUUCAGAUCUUGAUGGGUACUGACUGCAAGCCGCAUGCCUGUAUCUGUUUUCCACGUCUUUGCUGUGCAUGCUUUUGUAUGUGCUUACUGCGCGAGGCUCUAAUGGACAGUCUGGUCUAUGAAUCGAUGUCACAAUGUUAGGUGACAUCUGGUGUAGCAGACUCUGCAUGCAAUGGACCUGUUCGGUUUGUUUCUGUAUUGAUAUCGCCGGUGUCGAGUCCGGUCCGCAUGCAGCUUCUACCCCCUCUAAACUGAAUACCCCACACCAUCCCAUCAUCUUAUCAGACACUUGCUUUCUUAGAUUGUAUCUAUUCAUAAAGCCAAUCUGUUCGGAUUGUGCAAGCCAUGGAUGUUCACUGUCUAGUUUCUAGUUUCUGUUGUCCCAAUGUUAAGCUGACCAGUGAAUCUGUAAUUGAAUAAAUUAUAUUAUAUUAUAUUUCUGCUAUAUUGUUUCACUAUUACCAAAGUAUAACCUGAGUAAGUUUUUGACUUACCUUUCUCUCCAGCUUCUGGUUGUCUGUCCUUUGUGCUUCCAUGCUUGAGAUUUUCUCGGCAUUGCUCCUGAAUUGAUUUCAACAUGUUUCUGUUCUCCAACAAGCAAAGUCGUAAUAUGGUAUCUUCUGUUUUGGCACUCCUUUUAACAGUGGUGUUGUUGUUUCUCUAUAGACUCCUGUGCUUUCUCCUUCAGCGUAUUCAUUAUCAACACUUAAACCAUGCAGAGAAAAUUUGUUUACCUUUGCCUUGGUUGGAACUUGGAAGAAAACUCUUUUAAAGCAGAACCCCCCCC
Lytechinus pictus (painted urchin) is the source of this 5739-nucleotide messenger RNA. Its product is annotated as Bardet-Biedl syndrome 12 protein-like. The transcript has 14 exons. Gene Ontology annotation, molecular function: ATP binding. The coding region runs from base 216 to 3011 and encodes 931 amino acids. Lineage: Eukaryota; Metazoa; Echinodermata; Echinoidea; Temnopleuroida; Toxopneustidae. Gene Ontology annotation, biological process: chaperone-mediated protein complex assembly; photoreceptor cell maintenance. The record is from RefSeq and is a predicted model, not a curated record.